This is a messenger RNA of Phoenix dactylifera (date palm), 609 nucleotides long. The record is from RefSeq and is a predicted model, not a curated record. NCBI's taxonomy places the organism in Eukaryota, Viridiplantae, Streptophyta, Magnoliopsida, Arecales, Arecaceae.
AUGAAGGGGGGUGGGGUGGAUUAUGCUUACGGUGGUGGCGCGGACCUGACACUUGUUGGCCCGAAGGUUGAGGAAGGGGCGGGCGAGGGUGUGGGUGUGGGGCCUGAUGAAACCCCCGUGGAGUCGGCCCGUGGGAGUUUGAAGGGAAGAGGGGUUUUGAUCGGAGAAGAAGGGAGGGGAAAGGGGAACGGGGCAGGGGCGGCGGAAGUGGGGGAGGAGAGGGACAAAGGGAGCUGGACGCGGGUUGGGGCGAGAGCGGAAGCGGCGAGAAGCGGCGAGGCAGCGGAGCAGAGGCAGGGGGAUGGAUCUCGGCGCCGAGAAAGAAGCACAGAGGUGGGGCGGCUCGGUGGUUCGAUGGCGGCGUGCUCGGAGGGCACGAAGAAGCGCUGCGAGCGGUCUGCUUGGGGAAGGCGACGUUCGGAGGGAAAGCUCGGCGGAGGGCCCGGCGGAGGCGGCGCUAAAGCGGUGGAGCGGCACUGCGGUCGGCCACGGAGAAGGAGGCGCACGGCUUGGCGGCGCUGCGGCGACGGAGGGGCAGCGGGGACGACUGGCCGGUGCGGCGGCGCUGCUCGUCGGGUGGGCGGCGAUUGGGCAGCUGCGGCUUGGUGA